This is a messenger RNA of Durio zibethinus, 2833 nucleotides long. NCBI's taxonomy places the organism in Eukaryota, Viridiplantae, Streptophyta, Magnoliopsida, Malvales, Malvaceae. The record is from RefSeq and is a predicted model, not a curated record.
UUGGUUUUACUUUUAUCCCAUUGUUACCAACAUUGGGCUUUCACAUUAGUAAAUUCAAUUAUAUCUAAAUUUCUGUUUACUUUUAAUUUCAAAUAUUUUGCAAUAAGAUGGAAUUAAAUUUGCUUCUUGAACGAUUCAAAAGAUUAAUUCAUAAAAUGACUUAAAAUUAAUUUGAUUUAAUUUUAAAAUUUAAUAAUUUAAAUCUAAAAUGAUAAUAAUCCAAAAAGAUUUGAAUCGAGCACGACUUAAUAUUUUUUGUCAAAUCAAAAUAACAAUAUCCGUCUAAUUGCUGCGUCAGUUGGUAGAAAUGGGGUGCCUGUCUGUCUGUCUGUUCUGUCUGGCUGUCAACUGCCCUGCAGAGGAAUUGAAAGGUAACGGGUUAACUCAUCGUGGCGCGCUUAUUGGCUCUAACAACCAAAACCACCCAAACCUCAAAUCAAAAAUAUGUGGUCGCUCUUCAUCUUCUCUUUCUUUAGCUUCUUUCUUCGAUUUUGAUGUUCCACAUCUCAACCACCCCACCUUUCCUUCCAUUUCAUUCCCAGUUUCUUUUUUUUUUUUUUUUUUUUUUUUCUCAUAAUUAUCCACUUUGCAAUUUGAAAUAUUAUAUACAUUAUUGGAAUAUUGAAUUCAAAGCUUCUUUUUAUUUUGAGUGAACUAGAAAUGAGAGCUGCCACUGCAGCAGCAAUGACACCUUCAACCAGUUUCAGCAACAGCCUUAACAGCAGCCCCAACUGGGUGAAAUGGCAACCUUCUCCUUGUCACCGUACCACCUUCCUUAUCCCACGCGCUUCUGCCUCUCCCAACACUGGCAAGGACAACAACAAAAAACCCAAAGCUAAAAAAACUUCUUCUCCAACUCCCUUAACAACUGCAACAACUGAAUCUACUACGCAGGACCAGCAACAACAACAACAGCAACAGCAACAGGUUUCUUUAAGUUUGGACGGCGUGAAUCCUGUGGGUUUGGGACGUAAAUCCAGACAAAUAUUCGACGAGGUUUGGAGGAAGUUUUCUGGGUUGGGGCAGAUAUCAAGGACUACUCGUGCAGAUGAUAGGGAGGCUUUGGAUGCUUUGCUUAUUAGAGAAGGACCCAUGUGUGAAUUUGCCAUUCCUGGUGCUCAAAACACCACUGUCCUUGUUGUUGGUGCCACCAGCCGCAUUGGUCGCAUUGUUGUCCGUAAGCUCAUGCUCAGAGGAUACACCGUCAAGGCUUUGGUGAGGAAGGCAGAUCAAGAGGUGUUGGACAUGCUUCCUAGGUCAGUUGAGAUAGUAAUUGGGGAUGUGGGUGAGCCUUCCUCCCUUCAAGCUGCAGUAGAAGGUUGCAACAAGAUUAUCUAUUGUGCCACUGCUCGGUCCACUAUCACUGGGGAUCUCUAUAGAGUUGAUUAUCAAGGGGUUUUAAACCUUACAAAAGCAUUUCAGGACUACAAUAAUAAACUGGCACAAAUUCGGGCGGGAAAAAGCAGUAAAAGCAAGCUUCUUCUUGCAAAGUUCAAAUCUGAAGAUUCAUUGAAUGGAUGGGAAGUACGUCAAGGUGCUUACUUCCAGGAUGUGAUUGCUUCGAAGUAUGAUGGUGGGAUGGAUGCUAAAUUUGAGUACACUGAGACUGGAGAAGCUGUUUUCUCAGGCUAUGUUUUCACCAGAGGUGGGUAUGUUGAGCUGUCGAAAAGGUUUUCACUUCCUUUAGGUAGCACUCUUGACAGAUAUGAAGGUCUAGUUCUAUCUCUUGGUGGUAAUGGAAGAUCUUAUGUUGUAAUUCUUGAAGCUGGUCCUUCAGCAGAUACAACUCAAAGCAAAUUAUAUUUUGCUAGAAUAAACACAAAAGUAGGAUUUUGUAGGGUAAGAGUGCCAUUUUCAUCAUUCCGUCCCGUGAAACCAGAUGAUCCACCAUUAGAUCCAUUCCUUGUACAUACAUUAACUAUACGCUUUGAGCCACGGAGACAGAGGCCUGUUGAAGGAGCAACAGGUAUGAAGCAAGACCCCCGUAGUUUCAAGCUGAUAUUGGAAUAUAUAAAAGCCUUGCCAACUGGACAGGAAACAGACUUUGUUUUAGUCUCAUGCACAGGAUUAGGAGUCGAUCCGAACCGAAGGGAGCAAGUUUUGAAAGCCAAGAGGGCUGGUGAGGAUUCAUUGAGAAGAUCAGGUCUUGGGUACACGAUAAUUCGCCCUGGUCUCCUAAAGGAGGAACCAGGUGGCCAACGUGCUUUGAUUUUUGAUCAAGGAAACAGGAUUUCUCAGGGCAUUAGUUGUGCUGAUGUAGCUGAUAUCUGCGUGAAAGCAUUGCACGAUUCGACCGCGAGGAAUAAGAGCUUUGAUGUAUGUCAUGAAUAUGUUGCUGAGCAAGGGAGGGAGCUUUAUGAGCUGGUUGCCCAUUUGCCUGACAAAGCAAAUAAUUAUUUGACUCCGGCUUUGUCCGUUUUGGAGAAAAACACUUGAUAAUCAUUUGAGGAUAACUUGUUAUCGUUCUCCGAGUAUUGGCAUCCGAUUGUAACUACAUUACAAAAGAAAAAAGAAUUCCCCCAACUUGAUAACGCCUUGGAAGUCAGCAACAAAACAACUCUUUUCUUGAUAUCGCCCAGAUGAUGAUGGUCAUAUAGGUUAUGCAUAGUCUUUUUCUUUUCUGUAAAUCCACGUGUAGUCCGAUAUAAAAAAUGUGUAUGUAUUUUGGGUAGCAUAUAGUGUAUACGGAGCAAAAGCUCUGGAUAAUGUGGAGUUGUGUAGAUUAUUCUAAUUUGUGGUUCACUGUGAUCCAAAACCUAAUGGAAUUUUACAUGUCAUAUUAAACAUUAUCUACAUAUAUGUAUAUUUAUUUAUAUAUUUUGGAAAGAGAUGC